UUAUCUCACAAGGAGCCCUGGAGAGGUCCCUGGCAGCCCUGACAGUGCCAAUUCAGCCCCGUCCUUGCAUUGGUGCUAUCUGGGAGUCCCAGCCCCCAGGAGCAGAGUGAAAGCUCUUCAGGGUAGCCCUCGUGGUCCCUGAGUCUGUAUCCGAAAGGGAAAGGGAAGAUCAGCGCUGAGGCUACCAUGGUCCCGGGCUACUCGCAGUCUGAUCUCAGGCGCCCCGCACUCACUGUUCUGUUCCUUGGCAGCCUAGAAGCCAGCAUGGCCCCUACACUUGCGCAGGCCUACCAGCGGCGAUGGUGGAUGGCCUGCACAGCCAUGGUGGAGAACCUGUUCUUCUCCGCGGUUCUCCUUGGCUGGGGAUCCCUGCUCAUCAUGCUGCAGAUGGAAGGCUUCUAUUCCCACUUCUGCCCAGAGAAGAAUGGCACCAACAUUACUGAAUACCAGCUUCAGACUGAGCAUCAGUGGCCCACCUGUGAGAGCCAGGAGGAGAUGUUGAACUUGGGCUUCACCAUUGGCUCUUUUGUUCUGAGCGCCACCACCCUGCCCCUGGGCAUCCUCAUGGACCGAUUCGGACCCCGACCUAUUCGCCUAGUUGGCAGCUCCAGCUUUGCAGCUUCCUGUGCCCUGAUGGCUCUGGCCUCUCAGAAUCCCUUGGUUUUGUCUCCGCUCAUCUUUCUGGCCCUGUCUCUGAAUGGCUUCGGUGGCAUCUGUCUGACCUUCACUUCGCUCACUCUGCCGAACAUGUUUGGAAACCUGCGUGCCACCAUCAUGUCGAUAAUGAUAGGCUCCUAUGCGUCUUCUGCCAUCACAUUCCCCGGAGUUAAGCUGAUCUAUGAUGCCGGGGUGUCCUUUGUAGUCAUCAUGUUCACCUGGUCUGCUUUGGCCUGUCUCAUUUUUGUCAAUUGUGCCCUCAAUUGGCCCAGUGAAGCCUUCCCUGCCCCAGAGGAGGCCAAUUACAUGAAAAAGAUCAAGGUGAAUGGGCUGGCUUUAGACCACAAGGUGACUGGCGACCGAUCUCUUGUCCACGUCACUACCACGAGUCAACAACUUAACCAGAAGACCCCAAGUGUAGAGGAAGAAAGGGAGUUCUUUUCAUUAUCUCAAGAGGCAGGAGGCACCUUGGCUGCAGCUCCCGAGAAAUCUGUCCCUUUUCGGAAAAGCCUCUUUUCCCCCAUAUUUCUGUGGAGUCUCCUUACCAUGGGUAUGACCCAGCUCCGGGUGAUUUUCUACAUGGCUGCCAUGAACAAGAUGCUGGAGUUCUUAAUAACUGGUGGCCAAAAGCUGGGAACAGAUGAGGUACAUCACAUGAAGGAGAAAGUCGGAUUCUACUCCUCCAUCUUUGGUGCCAUGCAGCUGCUGUGCCUCCUUACCUGCCCUUUAAUUGGCUACAUCAUGGACUGGAGAAUCAAAGAAUGUGUGGAUGCACCUAGUGACGCCAACAUCCUGGAAGAGACCAGGGAUGGGAUUGCUAAGAAGGGGACCAAAAUUCGUUACGGAAAGAUCCAGAAACUCACCAAUGCUAUCUAUGCCUUUCUUCUGACCAACACGCUGCUCGUGGUCUUUGGGAUCACCUGCCUCAUUCACAAUUUGCACCUGCAGCUCUUAACCUUCAUCCUACACACAAUGAUUCGAGGUUUCUUCCACUCUGCCUGUGGGGGGCUCUAUGCUGCUGUGUUUCCUUCUAACCAUUUCGGGACUCUGACUGGCCUGCAGUCCACAAUCAGCGCCAUCUUUGCCCUUUUGCAGCAGCCUCUUUUCAUGCUGAUGUUGGGACCUCUACACGGAGACCCUUUCUGGGUGAAUUUGGGUCUGCUUUUCUUCUCCCUUCUGGGAUACCUGCUGCCCUCCUACCUCUUCUUCUAUCGGGCCAAGCUGCAGAAAAGGUUCCCCUGGAAGGUGUCAGAAGCAUACGGUUUGCAGGAAACAGUUGCCUAGUUGGAAGGAGGAGCGUCCCCACUCGGUACACCCCAGGAGAACAGGAGGAAUUGCCCCAGCUUGGAGUUUCUACCUGCAACAUAUGCACAUAGCCACGGGACAUGGAUUUAUAAAUACAUAAGUUCUAUUUUUGUAGGAACUUGCAAAAAAAAAAAACAAAACCAAAAAAAAAAAACCCCAACCCCCAAAACCAAACCACCCCACAACCACCACCAAAAGAAAACACAUACACACACGCACAACGCUCCAUUGAUGAAGGCCAGGCUAGGUGGCUUGUUGGCAGAUCCAGAAUGGAAAGACUUGUCUUCUUCUCUUGAAACCACAAGGCUGCCUAGGGCCAGGGCUACCCAUUGCUCUAUGUGGAUAGAGGUGCCACUCUGGUAACAGACAUUUCUGGAGACAGUUGUAGGCUCAAGAGAGACCCAUAGGGUGUCCUCCCACCCCCUGCAUAGGGACUGUGGGGUUGGGCCUAGGAUGGGCAUCUGGGCCAGAGCCUAGAAGGGGAGCCUGACUUUGGGGGUGGGAGGGCAGGUUCCCUCCUUGUUGUUACUGCUGUGGAGGCUGCCACCAUGGUUGCCACAGUGGAAAUAAAAAAGGGAAGCGA
Molecule: messenger RNA, 2545 nt
Organism: Dromiciops gliroides (monito del monte)
Lineage: Eukaryota; Metazoa; Chordata; Mammalia; Microbiotheria; Microbiotheriidae
Gene: SLC43A1
Product: solute carrier family 43 member 1
Exons: 14
Coding region: 187-1941 (584 amino acids)
Biological process (GO): neutral amino acid transport; transmembrane transport
Molecular function (GO): L-amino acid transmembrane transporter activity; neutral L-amino acid transmembrane transporter activity
Source: RefSeq, a predicted model, not a curated record